AUGAUGAGGUUCAAUCACAGUGUAGUCGUUAGCAAUGUUUUAAUUGUCUUGUCGGAUGCUGCAAGGCAAGACAAAUUCGGAGGUUUUAAAGUCAAUCCAGACUCAAUUAAGCAGGUUUCUAUAUCCACAGACGGCUCGGAAAGCACAACAAAAGGUAAAUUUUACAAAGAAAUUGUUAAAUGUUUACACAUAUUCUUCCGAAAACGGACUUUUUCUAAUUGUAUUCCGUAUCUGUUUAAUUCAAAAACUCAUUUCUGUGAGUGAUAUAUUUCCAGGUUUUUUUUUUUGCCGUUGCUGUUGCUUUUGUUCAUCUAAACAAAAUCCUACUUUUAAAAAUUAUUAUAGAGAGAGUAACACCUUACUUUUCCUUCGUACCAAGCCAAUUAGAGUAAACGUUUUUCGGUCAUAAGUCUAAGCUAUGUAGUGAGAGCAGUGUAUCGACCAGGAUCAGUGUUAAUGUUGUUUGAAUGUUAUUUCAUCAAGCUUUGUAAAAUAACUCAUUUUAGGUCCUGAGGAAUGUAACUGCCCAUCUAACAACGUCUUGUUAGCCAUAAUUGGGGUUCUUGCCUUCACAAUCCUUCUUCUAAUUAUUUACAUAAUCUGGCUACACAGGAAAGGUAGGUAAAAAAUCAUUAUUUAUGAUAGAGGGUUUGGCUUCAAGAUUCAUUUAUGAGCGAAAGCAAAUUUUGACCCACAUCCGCAUCAUUUGUCUUUUUUUUCCUUUCGUUCUUUUUUAGGCGCUGUAGGGAAAGAGAGGUAAGAAUUUGCUGCCAGUUGGAUUUUGUCGAUGUCAUGUAACAGAUAUGGUUUCAUCGUAACAAAAACAAUUCUACUUAAAGCUGAUGAAAUUCUCAGCUUUUUGUAAAUAUUUGUAUGCUUUCUCAAUUGUAGGACUUAUAAAGAUGAAAGAGGUGAUUAUGACGUAAGUAAGAGCCAGGACAUUGCAGAAAUUACGUAAUCUCGCUUUACUUCUACUUUCUAUAAGAAAUUAAACGCUUGCAGCAAACAAGAAGGAAAAAAGGCGUAGUUCUACAACAAAAAAGCAUAUUGCAUUUGUGGCAGAUACAAUGAAAUAGAAGGAAGUCAGACUCAAUAAAGUCUUUGUCCUGGGAUCAUGUCCUUAACCAAGAUACUCCACGGAUUUGCCUUCGGUUUUCCCUGGUUUAACUUGGCUGCUUCACUUCGUAGAUCGCUAACUGGUCUGCACCCGGUUGAUAUUUGCUCUCUAAAUAAUUGUUUUUGCGCAUUUUUGGCCUUCUUAUUUUCUUGAUGCCUUACUUUCUAAACGUUAAUUUAGGAACUGAUAACAGCUACAGUUUUUUUUCGUGCGUGCAUUUUUCAAAAAUUGCACUACCAAUCGUAAAUCUCCAUGUUGUAGCUUCGGCGAAUAUGCUAUGAACCUCGAUCACUCCAUUGGACAUAACAGUUUCAAAAGCAGAGGAAAAAACCGUUAAUAAUAGUAAAUGUUCAUAAUGAUAAGGACAAGAGAUAGUAAACCAUUUGUAAUCUCUUGUUAGGGAAGGAUUUAAAUCUUUGUGUGAUAAACCAUGAGUAAACUGAUUUUUAUAACCAUGUGGGACUUUUUACCGGGAUUAAUAACAGAUUUAUAUAUGGAUACCUUAACGGUAUGUUGGUUUAAUAGAAUGAAACAGGAUUAGAUGAUAUCGAACCAACUAUACCCGAGUCGAGAAAACUCACUCAGCCUCCUGCGGAAUACAUGGAUCUCAUAGAAGUCAACAAAGAUAAUAGAAAAGCACAAAGUACCGCUUCAGGUGCCGAUUACGUGCCUCUUCAUCCGUUAGCACGCUGCUGGGAAGUUCCAAGACACCACGUGACCAUAGAAAAAAUCAUUGGUAAAGGUGCUUUUGGUCAAGUUGCCAAGGGAACAGUGGUAGGACUUCGAGGGAGUCCCGAAACGACCACAGUGGCUAUUAAGAUGCUUAAAAGUGAGCUCUUAUACUGUAAAUAGAAUAACAGUCUUGGCGUACAGUCAUUCAGGAAAUGUUACCGGGUUACCGUAAUUUUUUAGCUAUUUGCCAUAUCAUAACUUAUUUCGGCAUUUCGCAUGUUAUUCCCGUUAACCAAUUUUUAUUCCUUGUUUUUAAUGCUCCAGCAAACGCAGCUGAAUCGGACAAGAGAGAUUUGAUGAAUGAACUUGACACAAUGAAGCAGCUGAAACCACAUCCUCACGUCAUUAAACUACUGGGAUGUGUUACAGAAUCUGGUAUGCUUUGGUUAUGCGGGUCUAAUUUUGCUGUACACAUUUUGGUUAUGGUUUACUCUGAAACGCUUUCUAGUCAUUGAUAAUUUGCUUUAAUGGAAGAUUCACUGCUUCACCGUUGAGCACGACAAACAACCCUGGUAUAAGGUAAUUUUAUAUUUUUUAGCCAACAAAGACGCUCCUGGAUUUACUGAUAGCCUAAGACCAAAUAUUUGCCACUGAACAGGCUAGAAAGCAAACAAGCAGAAACGCUUGUUGUAAGGGAAUAUUUAGUCCGUUUCUUCUUGAGAGAACAUUACAUAGUUUUUCAGCUUUUCUUGGUAAAACCAUCUUGUUUUCGUGAGUAUUGAUCAUAAUUGGGCUAUUUAUUGAUUUUAUUUAUUGAAAUUUCAUCUUUUUUCAGUAAUUUAUCAAUUAAAUUGUUUAAUUUCUUCAGAACAGCUGUUGGUUUUGAUUGAAUAUGUGCCUUUUGGGGAUCUACUGGGUUACCUGAGAAAGAGCCGGGGAUUAAAGGACACAUACUACAAGGACCCGGAUUUUAAACCGCAAACAAAUUUGACGUCACAGCAGCUGAUGAAGUUUGCUUGGCAAAUUGCUGAUGGAAUGUGUUACUUGUCCUCAAAAUCUGUAAGUUAAUUAAGAAUACAAAAGACAAACAAUUCUGAAACCUUCUGGUAAGGUGUAUCGUCAUGUUAAGCUCUGUCUUGCAUAGAAUAUUAUGUCUUCACAAGAUCACGCCCGGGAGAUGCAAACGUAUUCUUACCGUCUUGUUGAGGCCACCUCUUUAGGGCCGGAACCCUCUCAAUUUUGACGUCAUCUAAGUUUUAUUCCAAUGGGUGAAUGACCAUAUUUCUGCAUCGUUGCAAGUGUACCCCAUCGAUAUAAAAUAUCUUGGUUUUUCUCGUGUAGGCAAAGGCAGAGACGAGAGUGAAAAGGAUCCUUCAGGAUAUUUAGCCUAAACUGUGUGUACAACAAAUAUCCAUUUUAGUGACAAGGAAGAAAAAGAAUUAAAUCUUGAAAUUCAAAAAUUCGUCUUUGGUCGUUAAUCUGCUACGUUACAGAAUCCUAUUUCGAUUAAAAUCUGAUAAGCGUUCUAUGAAAUAACUGCGUAUUGCACAAAUAAAGUAGUUUGCUUCUCUCUGGAAUAUGGAGCAGUGUUUAUAGUAAUUUAAUUUUCUGCCAUCUGGAAGAAAGAAAAACACACACAUCAUAUCAUGUUGCUUGAUAUUACUAUUUUCCUAUCUGAACCAUUUCAUUUCAGUUCUUUUUCUUAUGCAAUCGCUAAUUUCUUUUUGUUGCAUCAAUUCUUUCCUAGAUCAUUCACCGAGACCUUGCGGCCCGCAAUGUGUUGGUUGGACAAAAGGAAACGUGUAAAGUGACAGACUUCGGAAUGGCCAGAGAUGUGCAGAAGGAAAAUAUUUAUGAACGAAAGACUAAGGUAAUCAAGAAAGAGGGAAGGUGCUAAAGCUGAUAUAUUCCUGAUUUCGAUCAUGAAUUCCUUGGAAUGAACCCCAAUAAAAAUAUUAGCCAUGCGUACACGAGUCUAACUUCGAAUAUCAUUGUCUUUGACUAGUCGCUUCCUAUCAUUUUUGAGCUGCUUCACAAAGUGAUAUUUUUAAAUGUUUAGGGCCGUCUUCCCGUGAAGUGGACAGCUUAUGAGGCCUUGUUGUAUGGUAAAUAUACCACCAAAAGUGACGUGUAAGUAUUACCCGUAGCAGUUUUCCAACAAGUUUUAUCAAUUUUUAUCAAGAAAUUAAUUCUAUGCUUUUUCAAAGGAUACAUAUAUUUUAUUUGUGAUAUAUACUGUUUAAGUCUACCAUAUUAUUUCUGCAGAUGGAGUUAUGGAGUUUUGCUGUACGAGAUUUUCACCAUAGGUAACAUCGAAUGGAAGUUUAUAAGGCUCUGUGGAUGUUUUUUUUGCUAUAUAACAUGUUUAAUUAAACAAUGCAACGUGUUUAGUUAGACAAAGGUGAUGAGCUUCCCCAUGCAACCUCAAACUCCAUCAAGAGACACAGGUGGUGUUUCAGCAAAGUUCGUUUUUUCGUCACAAUUAUAUUUCGAUGGUCUUGUGGUUCUUUCAGGCGGUUCACCCUACCCACGAAUGGAUGGAAGAAAAAUUGCAAACUUACUUCAGGAUGGAUACAGGAUGCCUAAACCACAACAUGUAGAUGAAAACUUGUAAGUUUUCUUUUUCAAAUCGUUCUCUCUUAUUGUACUGAGAAACGUUGUUUAAAUCUCUAACAGAUCAUUUGAACAAUUCCAGGUAUCAGAUCAUGAUGAAAUGCUGGAAGAAUGAACCAGAUGCAAGACCAACCUUCACUGAAUUGAGAAACCAGCUGAAGGACAUGGAAAACUUACACAAGGUUAGAAUUUUGAUCAACAUGAAAGUUUCUUUUCACGUGAAACCGACUGGUCUAGGCUCAGCUAACUGGGGUUUUAACCUUAACAGCAUUGAGCCAAGAUAGGUUACAAUACGUACUCAUCUCUGUAAUUUUUACGAAGUGUCGAUUCCAUCUUUUUGUGAUGUCACUGUAGCUAGCACUCCGCGAAAAACAGCGGAGAAAUGCGCUCGAAUUUCUCAAUGGCAACUGACACUUUAUGGUUAUUUCAAAGAUCAUAGGAUGAUUGCAAAAGUGUAUUAAGACGCAUGAACGGUAUCAGACGACGAAGCCAUAAAACACUUUCUCCUUGAAUUUGUUUUGGUGAGAAAAGCUGACGGUUAGGAAGGAUAACCGCUCAUAACAUAAGAGGAACACUUUUUUAAUGAUGGUGAUUAUUGUCUUAUUUUUCUCUGCAGAAACUGAUCAACAUGACAAUGUACGACGAACAGUUGUAUGCAAACGUCGAGGAUUUAAUAGUGUAGUUAGAUACACGUCAGCGGUAUAUGACUGACUAACAGUUUAAACACUUUGCCACAACGAGUUUCAGGGAUUAAUCAUCUUUGCCUUACACGCUUACUUGGUAGAAAUAGCCAUGUUGUGUUGAGCAAUCUUCUGUCACUCUCAGUUGAGUUUAAGAUUCAGUUAAUCUUACAUCAUUCUAAACUAGGUUACCUAUUGGUCAAAACCCUUCUUUCCUCAGCUGCACUAAAUAGUUGCAUUAGAAAACAGUACCUAAUAUGAAAACAAAGCUCUGUCUGUCUGGAUCAGAGGUUGCUUGAGAAAUGGUCUUAACGUCCAAAUGAAGAAGAGUUUUGCCUCUGUCUUAAAAUAUUCACAGACGUCUUUCUUUUACUUCUGAUAAAGUUAAAUAGAACAAUUCCUAUCAUUGACAUAUGAUUAAAUGGCGAUUGAUCAGUUUAUAAUUUCCAAACCAAACUAAAGCAUAACUAAAUUACAAACUCGGAGGCGGGAGUACACUGAAUAACAUAAUGUAAACUCUGCAAACUGUUAUAAAAACAAACAUUCCGACAGAGAAAAGGCAAAGGCAGUUAUUUCUUUCAAACUUUCAGUGAGAAAUCUAUCCAUAAUUAACAUCUUUGAUUUAAUGCUUUUCACGCGUCAAAUACAAAAAUGUGCGAGUUAAUAACGGAGUCUUGAAUACUUUACGAUAAUAAAGUGAGAAAUGAAGAGACCGAUAAACCAAGACAAUUAUCCAAAAAGUAACGUAAGCAUUUUCAAUCAACAUAAGAUUUGAAAGAAAAUUUUAAGAUUUGAAGUUAUUGGAA
Messenger RNA from Pocillopora meandrina, 5888 nucleotides. NCBI's taxonomy places the organism in Eukaryota, Metazoa, Cnidaria, Anthozoa, Scleractinia, Pocilloporidae. The record is from the annotation of a GenBank genome assembly.